GACGUCACGAGCCCGCCCAUCACGUCUAUUUAACCCUCCCCGGCCCGCUCCGUCUUUCCCGUUGCCUGACAGACACCGAAGUGCUCGGCUGUUUUGAUUCACUGGCCAGUCUUGUGAGGCUUCCUUUAAUAUCAGCGCCAUGUCCGGAACCGAGGAGCGCACUUUCAUCGCGGUCAAGCCAGACGGGGUCCAGAGGGGACUGAUGGGCGAGAUCAUCAAGCGCUUCGAGCAGAAGGGCUUCCGCCUGGUGGCCAUGAAGUUCAUGCAAGCCUCUGAAGAGCUGCUGAAGGAGCACUACAUUGAUCUGCGAGAGCGACCCUUCUACAGCGGCCUGGUCAAGUACAUGAAUUCUGGGCCGGUUCUGGCAAUGGCAUGGGAAGGCCUCAAUGUAGUCAAGACUGGCAGAGUCAUGUUGGGCGAGACCAAUCCAGCAGACUCGAAGCCUGGUACCAUCCGUGGUGAUUUCUGCAUCCAAGUUGGCAGAAACAUCAUCCAUGGCAGUGACUCUGUGGAAAGUGCCAAGAAGGAGAUCAGCUUGUGGUUUAAACCUGAAGAGCUGGUGGCGUACAAGAGCUGCUCCAGGAACUGGAUCUACGAGUGACGCCCUCCAUCAUUCCAAAAGAAGUCAACCCGGGGAACAGAACAGUGUCUGGUUUUUAAUGGUUAAUCGAUCAAACAAGCACUUUUCAAUAAAGCUGAAGUAUUCUGGGUA
This is a messenger RNA of Erpetoichthys calabaricus (reedfish), 712 nucleotides long. RefSeq names its product nucleoside diphosphate kinase A 2. The coding region runs from base 140 to 601 and encodes 153 amino acids. Lineage: Eukaryota; Metazoa; Chordata; Cladistia; Polypteriformes; Polypteridae. The record is from RefSeq and is a predicted model, not a curated record. Gene Ontology annotation, biological process: GTP biosynthetic process; CTP biosynthetic process; regulation of apoptotic process. The transcript has 5 exons. Gene Ontology annotation, molecular function: nucleoside diphosphate kinase activity.